UAUUCAUCUCAUCUUUAAGACAACCCCACCCAGCUUCCUUAAAAGGGCUGUGUUUCAGUUUUCAAAUCAAGAAUCACUUCAUGACUUUCAGAUGAGUGAAAAGGAAGGAAGUUCUCUCAUGCUGUUAGUUGAGCAAAAAGAAGUCAUGAUCUCUGACAUCAGUUAAUAGCAAGUCUACACUUCACACCGGGGUCACAGCCAGAGUGGAAGCACAAGAUGGGGUGUGGUAACACUAAAAGGACUUUACUCAGCUCAAUGAAGAGGUGCACCUCCCUCAUCUUCAUCUGUGGUUUAUUGUUGUACCGUUAUAAUGGAUGGCAGAGAGGACUGCAGGCUCUGACUGCCAUAACUCCCUCUGGUGUCUCUAACUGGGAUGGCAGUAGAAACGUGACCAUCCUGCUGUGGUACUGGCCCUUCAGCGUGUCACUCAGCCUGAAGGGGGACGUGUGCUGGGACCUGUACCGCAUCCCCAGUUGCAGACUUGUGGAUCAGCGGUCUAUGUUCUCCUCUGCAGAUGUGGUGGUGUUCCACAACAGAGAGCUGGUGGAAGGCAAACAGAAGUUGCCCCUUGAACUUCCAAGGCCACAAAACCAGAGAUGGGCUUGGAUGUCACUGGAAGCCCCGGUUUUUAAUGGACACUUGCAGAGAUUUGCUAAUAUAUUUAACCUGACCGUCACCUACAGGAAGGAUGCUGAUAUCUGUAUCCCCUAUGGUGAGCUAUUACCACAGGAGGCUGAAAACAGCCCAGUGGUUGACACUCCUGAAAAUAAAAGCUCUCUGGUGUGCUGGGUGGUCAGUAACUACAGGAGCCAACACAAGAGAAGUAAAGUGUACAAAGAGCUCAAUGACUUAGUCCCUGUGAAGGUUUAUGGGCGCUGGACAAAGACACCCCUACGCUCCAGAGACCUUCUGCCUACAAUCUCUCACUGCUACUUCUAUUUGGCAUUUGAAAACUCACUGGCCAAAGACUACAUCACAGAGAAGCUGUGGAGGAAUGCCUACCAAGCUGGUGCAGUGCCUAUAGUCCUGGGCGCGUCAGUAAGAGAAUACAAAACACUGGCUCCACCUAAUUCUUUCAUUCAUGUGGACGAGUUUGCAUCAGUGAAGGACUUGGUAAAAUAUCUACAAUUGCUUGCAGAAGACAAAAAACGUUACAGGGAAUAUUUUCAAUGGAAGCAGCAGUGGAAAGUGAAACUCUACACGGACUGGAGAGAGAGACUAUGCAAGAUCUGUUCAGAGUACAACAACUUACCACAAUGGAAAGUUUACUCAGAUCUGCAGAGCUGGGUUUAUGCUAUCAACCCUUCAAACACCUUGCACUGAUCGUGACCUAUCACUCUGCACCAUAACCAACUCAUUUUGUUUUUCAUGAUCACUGAUCAGUUCACAUUUCAUGUUUUUUAGGAAUAGAUCAACACUAAUAGGGUGAAGGACCUCACACAAAACACUUUUUCAUUGUCUUUCAUCGUGUAAAACUACCUGUAACAACAUACUACGUAACUGACCUCUCAAGAUUUAAGUGUUAAUUAAUUCAUCACAAGUGCAAUUAUAUGAAACCACAUGGUGCUGUUCUAGGACUGUAAACCUGUUUCCUGCAAUGUGAGAAAGCAUAUUAGUAACUGAGAAAGGAAGUGACAGCUUUAGAAGUUCAAGAUAAAGCUGCUAAAAGAUAAGUUAAUGUAGGUCUGUCUUACUUGCAGAGAAAGAAGGAACAGGUAAAAUUUUAAUAUGUAGUAGUUCAACAGGAGUGAAAAGGCGUAGGUUAAAGCAACAGCUCAUUUAUGCCUACCCUAUUUACAAGAAGGAAAGUUGCAGAAACAAAACAAGAUAACAAAGAUGGUGCAGGUUUAAAUAAUAAAAUAAAUUUUUAAAAAAAUAAUAUAAUCUAAGCAAAAUCUUAGAUUUAUACUGAUAAUUGGCUUACUUUAUUCUAAUAUUUUAUAUUUAUUGAAUUCCUUAGUUUUUAGCAUCCUUUUUAAAUGUAGUGACUGAUGUGCAUGUUUUCAAUUCUUUAUCUAGGCUAUUCCAUAAAUUUACUCCGCUUACAGAUAUGCAUUUGCCUUUGUGUUGGUCCUUGGAUUGGUUCUAUCUACUGUAUGUGUAUUAUGUUGACUUAAACGAUGUAAACAUCUGCUGUAAAAUGACAAGCACAAAGUCCAGAUAUUACAGGUAAUACUUGAAUAAAAGAACUUCCAGAGUUUCUAUUUUUCUUAACUUGCUGGUAAGGGUUUAUUUAAAAAUUAUACCACCCUAGGUCUCCUUGCCAGGAAAAAAACAAAAAAACAAAACCCCAGCACCCUCCAAUCUCAUGAAACAUUUAAUUAUUGUAGAGGAUACAGUUCAUUGCCUUAAACAAAACAAUUUCAG
Sphaeramia orbicularis (orbiculate cardinalfish) is the source of this 2367-nucleotide messenger RNA. It is a transcript of the gene fut7, whose product is annotated as fucosyltransferase 7 (alpha (1,3) fucosyltransferase). The record is from RefSeq and is a predicted model, not a curated record. The transcript has 3 exons. Gene Ontology annotation, cellular component: membrane. Bases 217 to 1323 code for a protein of 368 amino acids. Gene Ontology annotation, molecular function: alpha-(1->3)-fucosyltransferase activity. NCBI's taxonomy places the organism in Eukaryota, Metazoa, Chordata, Actinopteri, Kurtiformes, Apogonidae.